Gasterosteus aculeatus aculeatus (three-spined stickleback) is the source of this 1139-nucleotide messenger RNA. RefSeq names its product TatD DNase domain containing 1 (gene tatdn1). Gene Ontology annotation, cellular component: cytosol. NCBI's taxonomy places the organism in Eukaryota, Metazoa, Chordata, Actinopteri, Perciformes, Gasterosteidae. Gene Ontology annotation, molecular function: 3'-5'-DNA exonuclease activity. The record is from RefSeq and is a predicted model, not a curated record.
GUCAAUACCUCCCCUCCCCUCUCUCACAGUAUUACGGUAGUGGGCAUUAUGCGCCUGGUGAGAUCGACAUGUGCGGUUGUUUUUCGGAGCGCUGCUCGCACCACCAUGUCCCAACACAAACUCAUCGAUAUCGGUGUGAACCUCACGGACCCCAUGUUCAGGGGACUCUACCGGGGGAAGCAGAAGCACGAAGAUGACCUCCAGCAGGUGGUUGACCGAGCUCUCAGGACCGGAGUGGAAAAGUUCAUGAUCACGGGAGGAAACCUCGAGGACAGCAGAGAGGCCCUCAAACUGGCCGAGACCAGAGACGAGCUGUACUGCACGGUGGGCUGCCAUCCCACCCGCUGCUCCCAGUUUGAGCAGAGCGGGGAAUCCCAGUACCUGACGGGGCUGAUGGAGCUGGCCACGGCGCACCGGGGGAAGGUGGUGGCGGUCGGGGAGUGCGGCCUCGACUUUGACAGAUUGGAAUUUUGCCCAAAAGAGACUCAACUCAAAUACUUUGAGAAGCAGUUUGAGCUGGCGGAGGAGACCCGGCUGCCCAUGUUCCUCCACUGCAGGAGCGCCCACCAGGACUUCAUGGACAUCGUGAAGAGAAACCGAGACCGUUGUGUCGGAGGAGUGGUCCACUCCUUCGACGGGACGGCGCAGGAAGCAGCCGCCCUCGUUGACCUCGACCUCUUCAUUGGAAUCAAUGGAUGUUCCUUGAAGACGGAGGCCAAUAUCGAAGCCAUGAAGUCCGUCCCCACUGAGAGACUCAUGAUAGAAACGGAUGCUCCGUGGUGCGGCGUGAAGAACACACAUGCAGGCUCCAAAUAUGUAAAAACCACGUUUCCUACAAAGAAGAAAUGGGAGGCGGAUCACUGCGUGAAGGACAGGAACGAGCCCUGUCACAUCAUACAAGUUCUAGAGGUGAUGGCGGCCGUGAGGGAAGAGGACCCGCUGGAGCUGGCCAACGCCAUCUACAACAACACCAUCAAAGUCUUCUUCAGCUCCAGCCGAUGACGACGUAAGAUCAACCUCCAGGAGACCCACUCACAUGACCUUCAAGAAUUUGUGUCUGUGUGUGUGUCUGAAUGAUGUAUAAAAGUCACCUGGCUUCGAAUCUGCCUUCUUCUGAAAUAAAAUGAAUGACCUUUUAA